Phytophthora infestans T30-4 is the source of this 948-nucleotide messenger RNA. RefSeq lists its product as uncharacterized. Gene Ontology annotation, molecular function: dynein light intermediate chain binding; dynein intermediate chain binding; minus-end-directed microtubule motor activity. NCBI's taxonomy places the organism in Eukaryota, Oomycota, Peronosporomycetes, Peronosporales, Peronosporaceae. The transcript has 2 exons. The record is from RefSeq and is a predicted model, not a curated record. Gene Ontology annotation, cellular component: dynein complex. Gene Ontology annotation, biological process: microtubule-based movement. The coding region runs from base 325 to 948 and encodes 207 amino acids.
CUUCGGUGCAAUAAGCGCUUCAAAGAGGUCGCGCACGUCGAGUAGCGUUUUGGCUUUCGACGCGGAUUAAAAGCAUCUUCGCAGGCAUCGUAUUGAGUAGACAAUGGGGUGUGAUUAUAUAGGUUAAACUUAUCCGAGUACAUGGGCGACUUCCUCUUCGACAAUUGCCAGCGAUUCUACUUCAGCCGAUCAAGUUCAUUUAUGUGCUUCCUGGUGCACUGGAUGACAACUCAAACACAUUGUCACUGCAGCUGGAAGCCUACGUCUCUACGGCCGAGACGUUGCCGCUAACUAACAGUCGUACAGUGUUUGGUCUGCAUCCCAAUGCCGAGAUUGGGUACUACACCAACAUGUCAAAAACUCGCUGCAGCCUCGGUCGGCUCAAUCCGUGUCUCACGCGAAGAUCCCAUUGGCAACGUGGCAAGCGAUAUUCAGUCAAAAGUACCGGAACCAAUCGACGUGGACCAUGUUCGAAAGAAAAUGGGAUCGACACCUACACCAACUCAGGUUGUGCUUCUUCGAGAACUCGACCGCUGGAAUUUACUCGCAUAUCGUAUGGGCGUGUCUCUCGGAGAUCUCCAGAAGGCUGUUGUGGGUGAAAUCGUGCUGGGCGGCGUGAAAGACGACGCCGGGUGCUACGUCAAGGGACUUUUCCUCGAAGGCGCAUCCUGGGAUCUCGAGCGUGGUGUCUCGCACCACAAAAGCCCAAGCAACUCGUGGAAGAGCUGCUUAGUCAUUCUCAUUGAGGCCAGUCGACUCAAGCUUCGAAACACCUUCCGGACGCCAGUGUAUGUCACACAAUCGCGACGGAAUGCCAUGGAUGUCGGUCUCGUGUUCGAAGCAAAUAUCUACUUGCCUCUCACUGGGUACUGCAAGACGUCGCAGUUGCACUCAACACAGACUACUACAUGUACAUGUAUUAAUAGCACAACUACAUGUACGAUAUGA